CUGUGCAAUCACAUGGCGCGCUAAGAAUGCUCCAAAGAUGGCGGUGGCGGUAGCGGCGGCGGCAGCGGCCGGCGGCCGGGCGCAGCAGCGGAGCGGCUGGCUGGAAGUCCUGGUGCGGGACCGCUGGCACAAAGUCCUGGCCAACUUGGGCGAGGAUGCCCUGGUGCUGAGCGGCGAGGAGCGCGCCGACGGCGCAGCCCACAACGGCGUCGGGGCCAGCGGCAACGGGGCGCCCUGCCGAGGGGCUGCCGCUGGCCGCGGGAGCCAGCCGGGCGCCGCGGGCAACCCCGGCGGGGCGGCCGAGCCCCCGGGCGGCGGCGGCGGCAGCAGCAGCCCCAAGGCGGGGGGUGGCCCCGGGGUGCGCACCGCCUUCACCGAGCUCCCCGAGCAAGUGCCCGACGCCAUCUCCAACAAGAAGCGGUGCGUGAAGGUGCAGAAGCAGGAGCUGGGCGGGCUGGGCAUCAGCAUCAAGGGCGGCAAGGAGAACAAGAUGCCCAUCCUCAUCAGCAAGAUCUUCAAGGGGCUGGCGGCCGACCAGACCCAGGCCCUCUACGUGGGCGAUGCCAUCCUGGCCGUGAACGGGACGGACCUGCGGGACGCCACCCACGACGAGGCGGUGCAGGCGCUCAAGCGGGCGGGCAAGGAGGUGCUGCUGGAAGUGAAAUACAUGCGAGAGGCAACCCCAUAUGUGAAGAAAGGUUCUCCAGUUUCAGAAAUUGGGUGGGAAACGCCUCCACCUGAAUCUCCACGGUUGGGAGGUGUAUCCUUCGACCCACUGUCGCAGCUUUCUCUCGCCAUCCAGAGAGACAAAAAAACAAUUCCACUCAAAAUGUGCUACGUGACGCGCAACAUGGCUGUGUCGGAUCCUGAAAACAGGCUUCUUGAAGUCCAUUCACCCGAUGCCAAGCACACUGUGGUUCUAAGGAGUAAGGAUUCAGCCACAGCCCAGGCCUGGUUCAAUGCUAUCCACUCCAGUGUGAGUGAUCUUAUUCCCAGGGUGAUUUCAGAGUUGAAAGACCAGCUGGGAAAAAGUGGGAUCGCUGGAAGUCGAGAGAUUAGGCAUCUAGGCUGGCUUGCAGAAAAGGUGCCAGGAGAGAAUGAGAAGCACUGGAAGCCAGCACUGGUUGUACUGACCGAGAAAGACCUUUUAAUAUAUGACAGCAUGCCACGAAUGAAAGAAGCUUGGUUCAGCCCUCUCCAUACUUACCCUCUGCUAGCCACCAGGUUGGUCCAUUCAGGUCCAGGUAAGGGAUCCCCACAAUCUGGGGUGGAUUUAUCUUUUGCAACGCGCACCGGUACAAAGCAAGGGAUUGAAACCCAUCUCUUCAGGACAGAGACUAGCAGAGACCUCUCACUGUGGACAAGGAACAUAGUGCAGGGCUGCCACAAUUCAGCUGAGCUCAUCACGGAAAUCACAACCUCUUGCACCUACAAAAACCAGGAGUGCCGUUUGACCAUCCAUUAUGAACAUGGAUUCUCUCUCACAGUUGAACCACAAGAUGGUGCCUUGUCCAAAACAAUUGCACAGUGUCCCUAUGAAAAGCUAAAAGUGUCUUCAGAUGAUGGCAUUAGGAUGCUUUAUUUAGACUUCGGAGGCAAAGACGGAGAAUUUCAACUGGAUCUUCAUUCUUGUCCAAAGCCAAUUGUGUUCAUUAUUCAUUCAUUCCUUUCAGCUAAGAUUACAAGACUUGGUUUGGUGGCAUAAGUUACAUCUGUUUCCUAAAAGAAAAAUGCAGCUGCCAUGCUAAUCUGAAGUACAAUCAAUAGAAGACACCUGUAGCUGCUAGCAAUCUACAAAAGAUUGGAGUUCAAUGCAGGGACUUCAGCUCUGGUGAUUCUCCAAGGCCCAGCCUUCAUUUUGUCAGCUACAAAGGAGGCGCACACAGAAAAAGACCAACAGAUUUCAGAAUAGUCCUUUAAAUCACUGUCAGUUGCAGGAGACGAUAACAAAACUCAUUGUAAAUAGUAGCAAAAAUGGAAUAUUACAAUGUUAAUUUAAAACCACAUACUGUACAGUUGAAAUGAGUACAGUACUGUAUGUGUAGACAUUUCAAAAUCAUAAAUUGUGCCUAUUUCAAAGUAUUUGUUUAUCUAGAGUAAGUAAGGGCUAAGCGGAUGCAAGACUGGGCACUUAUCAGUUGUGAUUCAGAAUAAGGCUUGAUUUUUUUCUCUUUUUUAAUACUAUAUGAAGUGGCGGCUUUAUGAAGAUUUAAAAAAAAAUCAGUAAAAUAUUACUUUCAUCCCAGUUCAUGUGCUAUUUAAAUGACUUGCUGUUCCAUAAGAAAGAGCCAUGAGAGGCAGCUGCUUUAAUACCCCGGCAGGUAGGUUGUGUGUGUGCAUGUACUCCAGUAGGGUGCUCAAAAGCAGGAGUUCUCAACCCUUUUCUGUCUGACACAUCCCCCCAACAUGCUAUAACAACUCUCCAGCCCACCUGUGCCCCCAAAUCCGUUUUUCUCAUAUCCAGUAGAUUAAAAGCCCUUGCCAGCAUUAGGGGGUAGCAAGCAGGGCAAUUGCCUGGCGCCCCACGCCACAAGGGGUCCCAUGAAGCGAAGUUGUUCGGGCUUCAGCUUUCUGCUCUGGGCUCCAAUGACUCUGAUGCCAGCCCUGCUCUCUAGUUUAUUUUGGCGUACCCCCAGUUGAGAACCUCUGCUCUAAAGCAGCAAGGAGGUCCUUAGUGAACAGCCCAGCACCCAAAUCAAACCAUUGAGGGGCAUUUUCAAAUGAUCCAUAUGUAAGGAGCAUAUGUGCACAUUCCUGUAGGGGGCACCAAAGCAGCAGUAAUUAUAGGACUUCUGUGGUUAACAGGCUAUUUAACAAGAGAGCACAAAGGGGCCUGUUCAAGUGUCCUUAACUUAUGAGCACACAGGGUAAACUUUUUAAAAGAACUAACCUAACUUUAAGAGCCUAAGUCCCACUGAAAGUCAGGGGCACCUAGUUGCUUUUGCAAAUUUUACCCACAAGACAAGUUACAGUGCCUCACUUAACAUUGUGACCUAGUAGUAUGUCCUGCUGCUAAAUCAGUUAAAUUGAAAUAGAUUUCAUUAAGAAACAUGUGUAGCUCUGUAAUAAUUCAUUUAAAAAUGUAUUUGAGAUUCAAAAAGUGGCCUGAGAAUUUAGGAGGAGUGGACUGAAAAACUGUUGAUCAAGUAGAAUUUAUACCACCUUUAAGCUGCAAACAGAACUAACUCUUUGAACUAGAUAUUCAUAAUGUGUUGACACUAAAGCCACAUUUUGAAAGCCAGGCUUUUAGAAAGAAGCAGAAGUCAUGAAUGUGAUUGCUUGCAGAAGUUCAGCUGUAGCAUUGCAAUGAUUUGUCUUUCUUUUUAAACUUUAAAGGUAAAGUAAGUUUUAAUUUAGAUAAAAAGAACAGGAGUACUUGUGACACCUUAAAGACUAACAAAUUUAUUUUAGCAUGAGCUUUCGUGAGCUGCACGAAAGCUCAUGCUAAAAUAAAUUUGUUAGUCUUUAAGGUGCCACAAGUACUCCUGUUCUUUUUGCGGAUACAGACUAACACGGCUGCUACUCUGAAACCUUUAAUUUAGAUGUCACUCAACUGGCAAAGAAAACAAAUCACACAUACUAAAUAAUAAAACAGUGAUUCCAUUGUAAUUGUUUUUCAGUUGAGGUCUCGAGCACAGUAAAUAAGUCAAAUCUGUUUCCACAUACAUAAACCUUUGAUUUAUGGUGGUUUUCAUACAUAUGUUAAUUAGUAAUAGAAAAAUACUCAUUUUAAAAUUUUAAAGAGAUGCUGGGUUGAAUUCACAAACACCGUACUGUACUUGCAAAACGUUAUACCCAAGAAAGAAGAUAAUUUUUGAACAGUACACAAAUAUAGUUAUCUUCACAAAAAUCCUGAAAGUUAUUUGCCUAUCUAGUAAACUUUCAUUUCUACCUUAAUGGCACUUACAAUAAGGAAUUAAAAACUUAUUUUAUACCCCCCAAAAAAUAAAUGUUAAAUAAUUUGCCAAUAUUUUCCAUUCAUGCAGUUAUCUGUGGCAGAUCUCUGAUCUCUUCUGGUUUAGGUGAUUUUAGGGUUACCUCUUUCGGGGAGGCAAGUAUAGGGUUGGGCCUUUGAUCAUAGAAUCUAUUUCAGUAAAAGCCUAUGCAAAGUGUAUCAAAAAGUAAAUGCCAAGGUUUGUGAAUUUAACAGAGGAGGCAUCUUCCCUGAAACCUUCUAGAUCACACAAUGCAAAGCGUUUUUUGUCCAAGUACAAAAUGUUUAUGCAUUUGGACCCCUGUUCCUAUAGAAAGUUCAGAGAUUCAAGCUGCAGCUUGUGUACUGUGGACAAUACAUAUGUAACUUAUACUGCACUAUGUCCUUAUUCUUUUAACACUUAAAAGUCACUGGAAUGUUAUAUAAACAUGUAUGUUCAAUGUAAAUAAUCAGAAUUCGUAUUAGUAUCAAUAAUUAAAUUACACAGUAUGUAAUCUAAGGUGCUCAGUUCUAUAUGAAGUAUAAGUGAAUAACUAAAUAGUUUGCAAAGAAAGUUCAUAUUAUAUAUUUAUAGACAAAUUAAAAAUUAUGGUAAUUACAAAUGUUAUUUCUUCAUCAUUUACAGAUUUUGGAGUGAUUCAUAUUUGGAUGGGAUUGACAAAAUAUGGGCCUACUCCACAUUUAUAAGAGUAUAGUUUAUAUUUUAGAGGAAAGAUAUAUUUAAUAAAAGUCAUUUAUUCGA
This is a messenger RNA of Mauremys mutica (yellowpond turtle), 4676 nucleotides long. It is a transcript of the gene SNTB1, whose product is annotated as syntrophin beta 1. Gene Ontology annotation, cellular component: synapse; intracellular anatomical structure; dystrophin-associated glycoprotein complex. The coding region runs from base 38 to 1705 and encodes 555 amino acids. The record is from RefSeq and is a predicted model, not a curated record. Gene Ontology annotation, molecular function: protein binding; structural molecule activity. Lineage: Eukaryota; Metazoa; Chordata; Testudines; Geoemydidae. The transcript is spliced from 7 exons.